AGUCCCUCUCUGUAGAAUUUCUCGAUUUGAGGCAAAUAACAGAUGAACUACGAUACUCAAUUCGAACUGUCUCUUCCAAUUUUGCAAUUUAUUCCAUGAUACUUUCCUUGACUGUUACACACCCCUUCCGCCAACAACAGCAGCUCUCAUAAUGCCGACCUCUCCCACAGACAUAGCCAACCUCUACAACAUUCUCGGCGCUGGUGAGCUCUCACGCCUCGACACCCACCCCGUAGAGCUCCUCGUGACUCUCCGCAUAAUCAGCGAGGCCCUUCCCCUUGCACCCCAGCGGAUUGCCGACGUUGGUGGUGGUCCCGGUAAAUACGCGUUUGCCCUCGCGGAUCAGGGACAUUUGGUCGAUCUUGUCGACCUGAGCCUUGGACUCAUCCAACUCGCUCAAGUCGAACAAGACAGGCGUAAGGCUGCUGGGAAGGGUAAUCUUCUCGAAAGCCUUUCAGUUGGAAACGCGCUGGAUCCGACUAUUCUACAACAUGGUAUCUACGAUGGUGUGCUGCUUUUGGGACCUUUGUAUCACUUGGUAGAAGAGUCGGAGCGAGUAAAGGCUGUCGCCAAUGCUGCGCAGCUGGCGAAGCCCAAUGGCGUACUUUUUGUAGCUUUCGUAAGCAUUGCUGCGCAUCUGAGGGAUGUUGCAAUGAGAGAGCCAGGGAGACUUAUUGCAGAGAAGGAAUUCUAUGCCAAAUAUCUUCAGGACGGUCGAUACGAGAAAUCCAAGCCUGGCAUCGGGAACGUCCACAGUUUUCACACGCGCGUGGGCGACAUCAAAUCAUUUUUUGCCGACAACUUCGCUGACACGCUGGAGCUCGUGGAAUUGCGAUCGCAGGAAGGCAUCCUGGGCGGUAGUCUUGAUGCUGCGUUAUCCAAGUCUGAGCCGCAGGUCAUUCAGGCGUGGGCGGACUUGAUGUACGAGAAGUACUCUACUGGAGAGGAGCAUCUGGGAUGUGCGGAUCAUUUGGUAGCUGUUUUAAAGAAGAAAACAUAGACAUAGUAUUGUAGCUAGAAUAAUGCACUCUCGAACGGGGUUUUCCCCAGGUAUGCAGCCUAAAAUAUC
Trichoderma asperellum CBS 433.97 is the source of this 1069-nucleotide messenger RNA. RefSeq lists its product as uncharacterized. The record is from RefSeq and is a predicted model, not a curated record. Lineage: Eukaryota; Fungi; Ascomycota; Sordariomycetes; Hypocreales; Hypocreaceae. Gene Ontology annotation, molecular function: S-adenosylmethionine-dependent methyltransferase activity.